AUGGGUUGGUUGGGUGUGGGUUGGGGGGUGGGGGUGUGGGGUUGGGUGGUUGGGUGUAUGUUGGGUUGGGGGUGGGGGGAUGGGGUGGGGUUUGGGGGGAUUGGGGUAGUGUGGGUGGGUGUGUGGGGGUUGUGGGGGGUGGUGGUUGGGUGGGUGGGGGUGGGUAUUUUUAUGUUGGGUAUAGGGUGGGGGUGUGUGGGGGGGAAGGUAUUAUUGUGGUGGGUGGUUGGUGUUUGGGUGUUGUUUAGUAGGAGGGGUUGGAGGGGGUGUUGGUUAGGGGGGGGGGGUGGGGUGGAUGUGGGGGGGUUUAUGGGUGUGGGAUUGAAUGUGAUGGGGGUGAGGUUGGGGUGGGUGGUGUAUGUUGGGGGGGGGGUAGUGUUUGAGGGGGAGGGGUUGGGGUUGGGGUUGGUGGUGGUGGUGGGUGGGGGUGGGGUGGGUGGUUGGGUGUUGUGUUGGGUUUGUUGGUGGGGGGGUUGGGGUUUGUGUGGGGGGGGGUGGGGGGGGGGGGGGGGUGGGGGGGUGGUGUGGGUUGGUGUGGGAGUGUGUGGGUGGUGGGGGGGUGUGUUGGUUGUUGUUUUGGUGUUGUUGUGGGUUGUGGUUUGGGUUGGUUGGGUGUGGUGGGGUGGUGGGGGGGGGGGUGGUGGGGGUGUGGGGGUGGGUUUUGGAUUGGGUGUUUGUUGGGUUGUGGGGGGGUGUUUGUUUUUUUGGGGGGGGGUGGGUUGUUGUGGGGGGUGUGGGGGUUUGUGGUGUUGUGGGGGAGGGGGGGUGGUGGGGGGGGUGGGUGAGGGUGGUGGUUGUGGGGGGGGGGUGGGGUGGUUGGGGGGGGGUGGGGUGGUGGUGUGUUUGGUGGGUGGUGGUGGGGGGGGGGUGUUGGGGGGGGGUGGGGGGGGGGGGGGGGGGGUGUGGGGGGGGGGGGGGGGGGGGGGGGGGGGUUGGGUGUUGGGGGUGGUGGUGGGGGGAGGGUUGGUUGGGGGGUGGGUGUUUGGGGGGUGGUGUGGGGUGUUUGGGGGGGGUGGGUGGGGUUGUGGUUUGGUUGGGUGGGUGGGAUGGUGGUGGGUGGGAGUGGGGGGUGGGGGGGGGGGUUGGUUGGUGUGGGGUGGGUUGUUGGAUGGGUGGGGUGGGGGGGGGGGGGGGGUGGGGGGUGGGUAUGGGGGGUAG
Molecule: messenger RNA, 1158 nt
Organism: Knipowitschia caucasica
Lineage: Eukaryota; Metazoa; Chordata; Actinopteri; Gobiiformes; Gobiidae
Source: the annotation of a GenBank genome assembly